This is a messenger RNA of Bemisia tabaci, 1012 nucleotides long. The record is from RefSeq and is a predicted model, not a curated record. NCBI's taxonomy places the organism in Eukaryota, Metazoa, Arthropoda, Insecta, Hemiptera, Aleyrodidae.
CAAUGUUGAACAUUAUUUCACACUUGCUAUACACUGCACUGUCACAAGUGGAUUGUUUUGUACUCGUAUUAUGUGAGGAGGUAAAUCAAAGAAACAUUAUUGUUCGUCGCAUUAUACGGGGAAACUGACAAAAGUUUUUGCAGUGAUAUUGCAAAAUGGAAAAUGCAACCAGAUUUAGAAAAUGUGUAGUAGUUCCAAUCUGCUUUCUUCAUUUAAGUAUUUCCUAUUUUUCAAUUGUGACUGCAGUACCUACGAGAUAUUUUAUUCUUGAUGAUAAUGACGUCACCUCUAACCUGACUCUGACCGAAGAGCUUCUAAUAAGCGGUGCAUCUUUAAUGUUCCUAGAAAUUUUAAAUAAAACUCAGCCUCUUCCGGUCGAAAUCGAUGGACUCUGUGAGGGAUGCUUAAUACUUGAAUCGGACAUAGUCUCAACGGACGAUUUCACCGAUGAUGCUUCGCAAACCAACGAUCCCAAUGAUUUAAGGGUCGAAGAGUUGCUUGGGUGAUUGGAUAACCAACCCCCAAGUACCGCAAAGGUGACAUCAACGCAAGAACUUUUUCCUGUUGACCGGGAAACUUCGUGCCACUAGGGUGACCUUACAUGAUGAGUUUUUGACGCUAACCAGAAAACUUUCUGCUAUGGUGACUUUGCCUGAUGAAUUUUUGACCGCGAACUGGAAAACUCUCUACCGCCAAAGUCAUCACUUAGAGUCACUUUAGCGAUUCUUAGAAGAUUUUCUAGUUAGGAAUACAUUACCGAUGAUUAACGUUUUAUUUGACAAUGCCGCAACGACGAAUAACGGUAACCUAUAAAUAUUCUCCCAUUAACAAGUGAUUUUUCUCCUCUUUUUUGUUGAGAAAGUCAAGAUUAUAAGUGUGAUUGUUGAGAUUACUAGAAUUUUUAGGAUAGCAUUGUUUUUGAGUUUACGUUUUACGCUUUAGAUUUGACAUUUACUUUUUCUUUAUCAAUAAAUAUGCGUCAAUCCAGAACGGGAAUCUUCCACAUUUAAAA